UCUAAACUUGUUAUGUGCUGAGACGUGAGUUUUAAUGUGAGACAGACGCAGUGAAGUUGAUGAAGCAGAGAAGUUGUUGAAGCAGAGCUGUUGCUCCUCCUGCUUCCAGUCGUCAUGGAGCAGGAAACUCUCAGAGGAGACAAACAGGCUUCAAGACAGCUGAGACAGGAGGAGACGGGAGGAGACGAGAGGACGACUGGAGACAAGAGGACGACUGGAGACGACUGGAGACGAGAGGACGACUGGAGACGAGAGGACGAUGGCCGAAAGUCGAGCACCAGGAGGAGGAGGAUUAAGUCCGGAGGACGUCCUGCCUGGACGGAUGGACGGACGUCAGAGGACCAAGACAAAGUCCAACAUGAUCCGAGUGUUUAUCAGCUCCACGUUCACAGACAUGAGCAGUGAGAGGAGGGCUCUGCUGGAGAAGUCCUACCCAGAGAUCCAGACCUUCUGCCGUGGUCUGGGGCUGGUGUUUGAGGCGGUGGACCUGCGCUGGGGGAUUCGAAGCGUCCCGUCUGGAGACCACGAGGCCUGUGAGAUCUUCCUGCAGGAGAUCCAGACCUGCCAGAGGGUCUCAGCUGGUCCGGCCUUCGUUGCUCUCCUGGGGAACCGUUAUGGACACCGCGCUCUCCCUCGCGUCGUCCCAGAGAAACUCUUCCAGGUCCUUCUGUCCAAACUGUCUGAGAACCAGGACGUCCUCCAGCUGCUGAGUCGCUGGUUCCUCAGAGACGCCAACGCGGCCCCGCCCUCCUACGUCCUUCAGCCAAUCACGGCUCACUUCCCCCACUACGCCGACCUUCGACCUGAGAGCGGACGGGAGCACGACAGGGACGUCCUGUCCUGGAGGGACACCGAGAACCAGCUGCUGGACGUCCUGCGAUCUGCAGCCACUCGGGCCGAGGAGGACGGAGACAUCACCAGUGGACAGAAAAGAGUCUUCUACACGUCAGUCACGGAGCAGGAGUUUGAGGAGGGCUUGUGGAAGGUCGGCAGCGAGUCGUCCUCUCUGGUCUUUGUCCGGGAGGUUCCUCGUCAGAGGGUGAGGGACGGUCCCAAGCGUCUCGCCAAGCUCCUGGACGUGACGGCCAACGGGCUCCUGGACGUGGAGGCGCAGCGCCUCCUCACGGGCCUCAAGGCUCGACUGUACGACUCCUCCCAGAAGAUCCUCAGCCUGCACUGUGUGGAGCUGCAGAAAGGAAGCGUCGACCCGGCGCGCAGGGAGCACGCUCAGUACCUGGACAGCGUCUGUGAGCAGUUCGUGUCCCAGAUGAAGGCUCGGAUCGCGGCGGCCGUGGACGUGGACGGACGUCGCGGGAGGACGUGGGGCAGCGUUGACGGGGGGCGGGAGGAGGAGUCCGAGUGGCUGGUGGAAGACGGUGUGAGCGCCCAGCGGAGCGGAGGCCUCCACGGCCGGGAGGGCCUCCUGGGAAAGCUCUGCCUCGCCAUGUGGGAGUCCGGCCCCGCCCACCACCGCCCCCUGGUGGUGCACGGGGCCGCUGGGAUGGGGAAGACGGCUCUGCUCUGCAGACUGGCCCAGGAGAUGAGGGGCGUCCUGGACCCCGGGGCGGUGGUGGCCUUCAGGCCGCUGGCAGCUCGCCACCCUCACAGGCCCGACGUGGACCAGGUCCUCCGAAGCGUCUGCCUCCAGGUGUGUCUGGCCUGGGGUCUGGCCCCGCCCUCCUCUCUGACGGUUAACUCCCACCUGGAGCUGGUCCGGUUCUUCAGGAACGUCCUGGCAGAGGUUUCCCAGAAGGGGAACACCCUCCUCAUCAUCCUGGACUCGGUGGACCAGCUCUCAGACCAACAUCACGCCCACAAGCUGCGCUGGCUCCCCGCCGCCGUCCCCCCCAACGUCCACCUGGUGGUGUCCAUGGACACGCACAGCGAGGCGUUCGCCAGCGUGCGGAUGAAGCUGGAGACAGUGGCGAGUUUCUUUGAGGUGGAGCGUUUGACCCGGGAUGAAGUCGUCCUCGUCAUGGAGUCGUACCUGCGAGCGUCGCGGAGAACGUUGACGUCGGAGCAGAGCGACGCCGUCCUGCAGAGCGUGGAGCAGAGCGGCUGUCCCCUCCACCUCCACCUCAUCCUGUCCAACGCCAAACGAUGGACGUCCUCCACACCACGGACACAGCUGCUCCUGGGCGCCACCACACAGGAAGUGAUGUCACAGCUCUUCCUGAUGCUGGAAGAGAAACAUGGGAAGGAGCUGGUGGGCGGGGCUUUGGGAUACAUCGCUUUGGCAAGGGAGGGUUUGCUGGAGGCGGAGCUGCGUGAUGUCAUGUCUCUGGAUGAUGAUGUCAUGUGUGAGGUGUACAGGUACACGCUCCCUCCCACCCCCUCCAUGAUCCGGCUGCCCCCC
Messenger RNA from Mugil cephalus (flathead mullet), 2356 nucleotides. It is a transcript of the gene nwd1, whose product is annotated as NACHT and WD repeat domain containing 1. The record is from RefSeq and is a predicted model, not a curated record. The annotation marks the transcript as partial. Lineage: Eukaryota; Metazoa; Chordata; Actinopteri; Mugiliformes; Mugilidae. The transcript is spliced from 6 exons.